Ctenocephalides felis (cat flea) is the source of this 795-nucleotide messenger RNA. RefSeq names its product chromosome-associated kinesin KIF4-like. The record is from RefSeq and is a predicted model, not a curated record. The transcript has 5 exons. The annotation marks the transcript as partial. Lineage: Eukaryota; Metazoa; Arthropoda; Insecta; Siphonaptera; Pulicidae. Gene Ontology annotation, molecular function: microtubule binding; ATP binding; microtubule motor activity. Gene Ontology annotation, biological process: mitotic spindle organization; microtubule-based movement.
AUGCUCGAAACAGUGCCAAAUAAACCUCAAGUUUUAAUAAAAAAUCUUUCUUUUACUUACAACCAUGUAUUUCCACCAGAAGUUUCGCAAGCUGAAUUUUAUGACACUGCUGUUAAGGGUUUAGUUGAUGGAUUGUUUAAGGGCUACAAUGUGACAAUAUUAGCUUAUGGUCAGACUGGCUCCGGAAAAACUCAUUCCAUGGGCAUGGCUUAUUCAGUUGGACCAGUCGAGGAGAUGGGUGUUAUACCAAGAGCAGUAUCAUUUAUGGAAUUAUAUCAAGAACAAUUAUUUGAUCUUUUAUCAAAAUCAAAUAGAGAUCAAAGUAUAGUUGAUAUCAGAGAAGAUCAACAAAAAAGAAUUGUAAUUCCUGGAUUAACCGAAAUUGAAGUACGUAAUGCAAAAGAUACAUUAGAUUGUUUAGUUAGAGGAUAUCGUCGCAGAGCUGUAGGUGCAACUGCUAAAGCUGUAGGUAAACCGGCGACCCAAGCCGAUAACACAAUAGCAACACCAGGCCCUUCGACCUCGCAAGCUGAUAACAGGAAUACGGUUCAAAGGCCACCUCCCAUUUUCGUCUAUGACGUAGACGAUAUCGCUGACAUGACAGGCGAAAUCAACACAAUAAUAAACAGGGAGCAGUACACAACAAAAUCAUUGCACGACGAUAUAUGGAAUCUCCCAGAAAAAGAUUUGGUAUUAUACAGUGUACAAGGUGCCAAUUAUAUGGACACUGUAAAUCCUAUUGCAACAGACCAUUUGUCUGCGUCAAAUGCGGCGGCGACCAUGAUACUUCAAAAU